AUGGAAUCUUCAAAGGAAAAGUGUAACAAUGGCAAUGAUAACAGUAACAGGGACCCCCUUAACUGGGGCAUGGCUGCGGAUGCUUUGAGAGGUAGCCACCUUGAGGAGGUGAAGCGCAUGGUGGAGGAGUACCGUAACCCCGUGGUGACGGUAGGUGGGAAGAGCCUCACCGUGUCUCAGGUGGCGGCGGUUGCCAACGGUGGCGUGUGGGUGGAGCUGGCUGAGGAGGCCCGACACGGCGUGAAAUGCAGCAGUGAUUGGGUGACUGAUAGUUUGGUUAACGGCGUUGAUACGUACGGGAUCACCACAGGCUUCGGUGGAACCUCCUACAGGAGAACCAACCAAGGUGUUGCCCUCCAAAACGAACUCAUCAGAUUUUUAAAUGCUGGCAUAUUUGGAAAAGAUUCGGAAUCGUGUCAUACUUUACCUCAAUCAGUCACAAGGGCAUCUAUGUUGGUUAGGAUUAAUACUUUGCUUCAAGGAUAUUCGGGCAUAAGAUUUGAAAUUAUGGAGGUCAUAGCCAAGUUUUUGAACCAGAACAUAACCCCUUGUCUCCCACUACGUGGCUCAAUCACUGCAUCAGGUGACAUAAUUCCUUUAUCAUAUGUUGUUGGCCUCUUAAUUGGGAGGCCAAACUCUAAGUCAAUUGGACCUCAUGGAGAAGUUCUUAAUGCUAGAGAGGCCUUUCAAUUAGCAGGAAUUGACGGUGGUUUCUUUGAGUUGCAACCUAAAGAGGGUUUGGCAUUAGUAAAUGGCACUGCAGUGGGAUCAGGUUUGGCUUCCAUCAUUCUUUUUGAGGCAAACUUACUUGUCAUCCUCUCAGAAGUCUUGGUUGCAAUUUUCGUUGAAGUUAUGCAAGGAAAACCAGAAUUCACAGAUCACUUGAUUCAUAAAUUGAAGCACCACCCUGGCCAAAUUGAGGCUGCAGCUAUAAUGGAGCAUAUAUUAGAUGGCAGUUCAUUUAUUAAGGCAGCACAAAAGUUCCAUGAAAUUGACCCACUUCAAAAGCUUAAACAAGACAGGUAUGCUCUUAGAACAUCACCUCAAUGGCUUGGACCACAAAUUGAAGUCAUUAGGCAUGCAACAAAGAUGAUUGAAAGGGAGAUCAACUCUGUGAACGACAACCCCUUGAUUGAUGUUUCAAGGAAUAAGGCACUUCAUUGUGGAAAUUUUCAAGGUACUCCAAUUGGCGUUUCAAUGGAUAACACUCGUUUGGCCAUUGCAUCCAUUGGAAAACUUUUGUUUGCCCAAUUCACGGAACUUGUUAAUGACUUAUACAACAAUGGUUUGCCUUCAAGUUUAGCUGCUAGUCACAACCCAAGCUUGGAUUAUGGCUUGAAAGGAGCAGAAAUUGCAAUGGCAUCCUAUUGUUCAGAACUUCAAUACCUUGCAAAUCCUGUCACCAAUCACGUCCAGAGUACCGAGCAACAUAACCAAGGCGUAAACUCGUUAGGCUUAAUUUCUUCAAGAAAGACAGCUGAAGCAUUAGACAUAUUAAAGCUCAUGUCCUCCACUUUCUUAGUUGCAUUAUGCCAGGCUAUUGAUCUGAGGCAUUUAGAGGAAAAUUUGAAGAACACUGUCAAGAAUAUUGUGCGUGAAGUUGCCAAAAGAGUUCUCACAAUUGACAUUAACCACGAGCUACAUCACUUUAGGUUAUAUGAGGACUUGCUUAAAGUUGUAGAUGGCGAGUACGUGUUUGCUUACAUUGAUGAACCUUGUAGGACAACCUACCCUCUAAUGCAAAAGUUGAGGUUAGUCCUAAUUGAACAUGCAUUACAAAAUGGUGACAAAGUGGCAGGUUCAAGUACCUCAAUUUUCCAAAAGAUAAGAGCUUUCGAUGAAGAGCUCAAAGCCCUUUUGCCCAAAGAGGUGGAAAGUGCUAGGAUUGAAAUUGAGAAUGAAAAUCCUGUUAUUCCUAACCGAAUUAAGGACUGCAGGUCUUACCCAUUAUACAAGUUUGUGAGAGAAAAUCUGGGUACAAGUUUGCUAACAGGUGAGAAAGUGAGGUCACCGGGUGAGGAAUGUGAUAAGGUAUAUAUUGCAUUGUGUGAAUGGAAGUUUAUCGAUCCUAUGUUGGAUUGCUUAAAGGAGUGGAAUGGAGCUCCUUUACCGAUAUGA
Sphenostylis stenocarpa is the source of this 2118-nucleotide messenger RNA. The record is from the annotation of a GenBank genome assembly. Lineage: Eukaryota; Viridiplantae; Streptophyta; Magnoliopsida; Fabales; Fabaceae.